AAAAAAAAAAAAAAAUAUUAUCAAGGCAUUAAAGGAUGUCAAUUUCGGUCACCUUAAAUGUUAUAUUGUUGUUAUCAGUGUCCUUAUAAUAAAAUAAAUUAUUCAUGAAAAUAUCUUGAUCCUGAGGCAGCAGGCAAGAGAGAGAGAAUAUAUAAAAAAAAAAGGAUACACGUGAGCUUAUGUGUGGUGUUUGUUUGUUUUUUUUUUCUUCCUUCGUGAUUCUUGUCGAGGACGACGACGGAUGUAUGUAGUUUGUGUUGGAAUGUGCGAACAUAAAAAUUCGUUCAAUUAUAGUUGCUACGCGUGUUGUAUUUAAAGUGUUUAAGAUCCUUAGAACCAACUAAGUGUUUAUCCUUUAUAGUUUUUUCGUCGUGUGGUCGUGUUUUUUUUUUUCUCGUGAAUAUUUCCUUCGAGUGGUCCUUUUUGUUAAAGGAUUCUUACGUGUCCCCAGAUAAAAGAAAAAAAAAAAAAAUGAACAUAUGCUCUAAAUCGGGAUGCACUAAUGGCAAAAUGAUGUUAAACUAAAAUAUCCUGAAUGAAUUAUUAUGACUGCGUUGUUGUCCCUUGAGUAAUAUUUUCUCAUUCCGUAGACAGGACGAAUAUCAAAAAAAAAAAAAUUUGAAAAUUUAAUUUAAAUUCAAAUAAAUUCUACAUUUUUAUGUAAAUUUUCUUCACAAAAAAAAAAGAGAAAAACAAAUUAAAAUUAAAAACUUCAAGGAUAAUUUUAUGCAAUUUUUUUUUUGUCGAAUAUAUACUCUUCUCAUAUUUAUGCUGUUUGCUGCUAUUAUAAGGAUGUUGAAAUAUUUAAAUUUUGUUUGUGAAUGAAGCAAAACGAAAAAUAAAAAAAAAACAUGCUCCAAAUGAAUGUAUGCUCAUUGUGUGGUGGGGUUGGAUUCAAGAGUGCAUAUCCUUGUUGAUGGGGUUUUUUAAUAUUAUGCAUAAACUAAACGUCAUUGGUGCAUGAAUUUUUAUUCAAAUUUAAUAUAAAAAUAUAUAUUUGGAUUUCAACAAAAAAAAUUAAAAAAAAAACACAUCUCUGUCUGUGUCUCUUUUUUUUCUGUGUAUUUCCUUGGAGAUUAAUAUGUAUGAACUGAUAGUUUUUUUUUUUUAUAAGUGUACGAUGGAUGAAGUAGACACAAAAUAAAUUAAUCAUUUUCGAUGUUGUUGUUUUGAAAAUAAAAAAAAACUUCAGGUGUAAAAAUGGAAAUUCUUUUUGGAGACCAAUAAAUUACAUUCAAAGUGUGUUAAAAAAAAAAAAAUUAAAUGAAAUUAAAUAAAAAUGUGUAAAUACAGAUUUUGGUGUGAAAUUUAGGGGUGUUCUAUUUCAUAUGGAUAAAAAAAGGAUAAAUCAUCCUGGAAUUUAAAGAGAAAACUAAAGGAUAUCUCACAGGACGACUACAACAACAACCAACCAACGGACGGACAACGACGCCAUCAUAGUGUUCAAUUUGAAACUCCAAACAAAAAUAUCCUGCAAAUCAAGGCCACCAAAUGAGCGCCAAUUGGCUUCAACUCUGUCGCAUGAAUAACUCUUCAAGGACCCUGCGUUUGGAUAUCAUUAGCGACAGAUAGCAAUUCGCUUGCGUUUCUCCUAUCGCCUACCGUCGUCGCUGCCACCAUCAAAAGGAUAACCGCACCAAUUCUAAAACCGCAGCCUUCAUACACGAUGAAGGAACAAUAAUAAUGCGAAUGAUUAGAAUAAUAAUGAUGAAUUAAACAGGAAUCCGCGGAUCGCAUAAAUGUAUAUUUCUCCUCUCUCAAGUUCCACCGCAUCGCACCGGCACACACACCAACACACACACACACAGCAACAACAUCAAGGACUUUUGUCAUUUAAUUGAACAAGAAUAAGAGAAGCGGAAAUUGAACUUCUUGACGUUCCACAGCGUUCGUUGUGCGAGUCAAGCAAUUUCAUAUUAAUACCUCAAUCCUGCAAGCACACAUAUAACCCACACACACACACACACUCAUACCAACGCACUGUCUAUAUCGAUCUAUCUUGUCAUCUUUCAGCGCAUCUUUGCGGUCGAGGACAUCGUCACGGAGUCGUAGAUACCCAUAUUGCCACAAAACAUCGUUCCCAUCAUCAAGAAAACGUACGACAAAUAUACAAACUCGUACAAGUUGUGUGUAGGUAUACAAAAGGGAAAGAAACCAUUCCAUCAGCAUUAAAAUAGGCAAAUCAAUCAAAUUGGAUUCAAAUCGAGUUAACGCGGUGGAGCCGUACUACUUUGGUGGUUUGUGUGGUUUUUGUACUUGUGUUGGUAUUCGUCGUAUUCAUAUUUGUGUGUGUUGUUGUUGUUGUUGUUGUUGGAGCAAAAAUAGUUUCAGCAUCAUUGAGAUACAUCAAUCCUUCGAAGCUUGCCAGAGGACUUUUAAUAGUUCAGAGGGAAAUGAGAUGAAGUGGUUUCAAGUGGCGAUAGAUAUGAUUCUUGUGCUAUCAUUCAUAUCAAGCAGCACAGCAAAUCCAGAUGCUAAGCGCCUCUACGACGAUCUCCUUAGUAAUUAUAAUAAAUUGGUUAGACCCGUUGUCAAUGUGACAGAUGCACUGACAGUUCGCAUCAAAUUGAAGCUCUCCCAAUUGAUUGAUGUCAAUUUGAAGAAUCAAAUAAUGACAACCAACUUGUGGGUGGAACAAUCUUGGUAUGAUUACAAGCUUAAGUGGGAACCAAAAGAGUAUGGCGGUGUUGAGAUGCUGCAUGUGCCUUCGGAUCACAUAUGGAGACCGGAUAUUGUUCUGUAUAAUAAUGCCGAUGGAAACUUUGAGGUAACAUUAGCUACAAAAGCAACACUAAAUUACACAGGACGAGUAGAAUGGCGUCCGCCAGCGAUUUACAAGAGUUCGUGUGAAAUCGAUGUAGAGUACUUUCCGUUCGAUGAACAAACGUGUGUAAUGAAGUUCGGCAGCUGGACGUACGAUGGAUUUCAGGUGGACCUGAGGCAUAUCGAUGAACUUAAUGGUACAAAUAUAGUUGAAGUUGGUGUUGAUUUAUCAGAAUUUUACACAUCAGUCGAAUGGGAUAUACUGGAAGUUCCUGCUGUAAGAAAUGAAAAAUUCUACACAUGCUGCGAUGAACCAUAUUUAGAUAUAACAUUUAAUAUUACAAUGAGACGUAAGACAUUAUUUUACACUGUCAACUUAAUUAUUCCCUGUAUGGGAAUUAGUUUUUUAACAAUUUUAGUUUUUUACCUACCAUCGGAUAGUGGAGAGAAGGUAUCAUUAAGCAUAUCUAUUCUGCUCUCGCUGACUGUGUUCUUCUUGCUACUGGCAGAAAUUAUACCCCCAACAUCAUUAGUUGUUCCGUUAUUAGGAAAAUUCGUACUAUUUACAAUGAUUCUCGAUACAUUCAGUAUAUGCGUUACAGUAGUCGUAUUGAAUGUGCAUUUUCGUUCGCCACAAACUCAUACAAUGGCCCCAUGGGUACGGACUGUGUUCAUUAAUCAAUUGCCACGAAUACUGGUGAUGCGGCGACCACUCUAUCCAAUCAGUGAGAUGAUACAAUCAUCUAGACGUCUAAUGGUCCGGACAUGCAAUGGACUGGAAUUGAGGGAUCAAAUACCACCGCUGCCGCCACCAGUUGCCUUGUCAAAUCCUUUUUACAGACUCCACCAUAGUCCAAAGACAACGUCACGGAGUACAUCGCCCCAUCUCCAGCACAGAGUACAAAGUUUCAAUCUGAUGGACGAAAUGACAUCGCUGCCAUAUCCAUCGACAAUAUCCACUGUCAACCAGCAAACAUCGACGACAUCGUCAUUAAUUGACGGUCACCAUCACAGCCAGUACCAGCAGACGGGUGGCAGUUUGCUCGACCAUCCCUUGACGCCCUCACGAUUUCGUCAAAUGACAUCGACCUCGUGUCAAACCAAUGGCAUGGGCAGUUACAAUCCACAUCAAUCAGCAUCCACAUCGACGUUGCAUCAUCAUCAGCAGCAGCAAUCGCAACAGCAGCAACAUCAUCACUUGUAUCGCCAACAAUCGACGUCGUCGGCGACCUUUUCGCCAGCGCCGUUGCAUUCGCAUCAGCAGAAUCAGUCAACAACAACGUGCGACCUGCUGGGCAACUCAAAUGUGAUAAAGUCCACAACGACGGUGAAUUCGGUGGCGACAGCGUCCACAUUGGCGGAGUCAUGUUGCAGUAUACAAGCUCAAUAUCAACCCACACAUCAUCAACAGCAGCAGCAGAGUACUUCGCUGGCGGGGACUGCAGCAGCGGGUGCAAGCAGUAGUAGUAGCUGUCAUCAGCAACAGCAACAGAGACAGGCACCCUGUUGUUCGUCGGGGAGAUCGUGUACUACAGUGCGUCAUCGGUGGCACACUUGUCCUGAAUUGCAUAAAGCGAUGGAUGGUGUUACGUAUAUUGCGGAUCAAACCAGAAAGGAAGAAGAAAGCACAAGGGUGAAAGAAGAUUGGAAAUAUGUGGCGAUGGUAUUGGAUCGAUUAUUCUUAUGGAUAUUUACCAUAGCUGUUGUUGUUGGAACAGCUGGAAUCAUAUUACAAGCACCAACCUUGUACGACACCCGAGUACCAAUCGAUAUUAAAUUGUCCGAAAUUGCAUCGACAACAGCUAAACCAAACAUUGCCAGACCUGUGUUAUAAGUUUAUUGAAAUUUAAAAAAAACCAAAAC
Messenger RNA from Episyrphus balteatus (marmalade hoverfly), 4626 nucleotides. RefSeq names its product acetylcholine receptor subunit alpha-like (gene nAChRalpha3). The transcript has 11 exons. The record is from RefSeq and is a predicted model, not a curated record. Gene Ontology annotation, molecular function: transmembrane signaling receptor activity; acetylcholine-gated monoatomic cation-selective channel activity. Gene Ontology annotation, biological process: chemical synaptic transmission; signal transduction; monoatomic ion transmembrane transport. Bases 2399 to 4597 code for a protein of 732 amino acids. Gene Ontology annotation, cellular component: postsynaptic membrane; neuron projection; synapse. NCBI's taxonomy places the organism in Eukaryota, Metazoa, Arthropoda, Insecta, Diptera, Syrphidae.